UCCCAUUGGCCACAGCUGGCCGUGUAAACAAACAUUGCCUGAGCUUGGCCGAGUCAAUUCGCCUCAGUCCUCUCAAAACUUACCAGGGCUACCAAGAAAAACACAUGCAAAAUACUUUCCUCAAAACACUUGCAUUCUCGAUAAACUGACCCAAAAAAGGGUGGUUGGUAUUUUAACAAUAUCUGAAUUAUGAAGAAAGGCUCUAAGCAGACAACUUCCAGAAGAAACAAGCAGACUGUUGCCAGUACUACCUGCAAGAAAUUGUCCAUUCAACCCUCUGAGCAGAAGAUAAAAACAUGCCAAAGAGAUUUUGUGCAGCUGUUCCCGCUAGAAGUCAGCUUAAAAGUUUUUAGUGAACUUGACAUUCAGAGUUUAUGCAAUGCUGCAGUGACAUGCAAAAGUUGGAAUCAGACCAUUGAGAACUGUGAUGAUUUAUGGAAACAUCAUUGCUUGACUGUAAGGGCUGUCUGUCAGCGAGAGAUUGACGACGACAGAGGAAACGGUUAUUCAUGGAAGGUCACGCUCCUGAGAAACUACUGGAAAAGCAAGGUGAAGUAUGAAUGGCUGAGUGGGAAAUAUAGUAAUAUUCAUUCCCGUGUUGCCUUGCCAGAAAAGAGCAUGUAUCCCAUGGAUGUGGACACCUGGGGAGAAAUCCUGGAAGCCGAACUGGAAAGAUAAGAUGCCCAAAUAAGGAUCUUGCACAGAAGGAACCAGAAAUGAACUCACCUGCAGAAAAGAGUGUUCUAUAUACAAUUGUGGCAGCUUUGCACAUUGCUGUUGUUUUGUUUUGCACUUUCAGAACUGCUGUUAUUUAAUUGUUUAUUUUAAAGUUUGAAACACA
Podarcis muralis (Common wall lizard) is the source of this 841-nucleotide messenger RNA. It is a transcript of the gene FBXO48, whose product is annotated as F-box protein 48. NCBI's taxonomy places the organism in Eukaryota, Metazoa, Chordata, Lepidosauria, Squamata, Lacertidae. The record is from RefSeq and is a predicted model, not a curated record. Gene Ontology annotation, molecular function: protein binding.